Messenger RNA from Eimeria mitis, 528 nucleotides. RefSeq lists its product as uncharacterized. The transcript has 5 exons. The coding region runs from base 1 to 528 and encodes 175 amino acids. NCBI's taxonomy places the organism in Eukaryota, Apicomplexa, Conoidasida, Eucoccidiorida, Eimeriidae. The record is from RefSeq and is a predicted model, not a curated record.
AUGCAAGGCCUCAGAAAACUGACGAAGGAGAAAACUACUCCUGCAGUCCCAACAGCGUCGGCGCGGGAAGUGCGUAGCAGUAUGCAUGAAUGUGCAGAUUUACUGCGCUUGAAGGAUAGCGCUUUAGCCCUGGGUUUUGUUUUCCACCGGAUGCAUGUAUACGUGUAUGAAUGCACGCAGAAACGGCAACAGGAGUACAGCAUUGACUACGAGGCCUACCGCCACUUCGCCUUCUUUGCGGGCCUUUUGCUGCAGGCGAAUGCCCCCACGCCGACGAGUGCGGUAGACCUGGUUAAGUGGUACCUCACCGAGAAGGCCUACUGUGUGCCGAGGGACUUGUCACGGCCUCUUGUCCCCAACGUGUACACUACAUUGGUCCACAAUCUUAUCUUGGAUUCCUGUGUGGACGUUGUGGAGGGCUCAGAAGAUGGUCAUCUUCAGCUCCUCCCCAAUAAAUAUUUUCUACUUUGGGCGUGGAAAGACUUCGCGUUAGACUUCGACGUCCGCAUGCGCGCGACCCCGUUCUGA